Messenger RNA from Drosophila santomea, 6600 nucleotides. RefSeq names its product coiled-coil domain-containing protein CG32809. The record is from RefSeq and is a predicted model, not a curated record. The transcript has 17 exons. Bases 180 to 3884 code for a protein of 1234 amino acids. Gene Ontology annotation, cellular component: cytoplasm. NCBI's taxonomy places the organism in Eukaryota, Metazoa, Arthropoda, Insecta, Diptera, Drosophilidae.
CUGAAAGCUGUGUAGUGACGAGUGCGAAGCGAAUUGAAUCGAAUCUUAAUCCUGAGGACACGGCUAAAUCGGUGAGCUCGUCGAGCUAUGAGCACCUAGAGCCGUUAAUUGUGAAACCUUCCUGAAUCGGCAAGCUGCAACAUAGCCACUGAGCUCCGCACAUCUCAAACGGCUGCAGGAUGUUGAUCCGUUGGAAGAGUAAAGACAAGAGCGCCUCCUCCAACCAGAGUGUCGGCGGCAGCAGCAGCUCCUCGUCGAAGAAGAAGCGCAAGGGUCGAGAGGGCGAAGAAGACUGGCAGAAUGAGGCAAAGUCGGGACGCCUUCCGUCCAAUGAACAGGGUGGCGACGAACGACGCCGAGCCAUGCGACGCGACGAUCCGCGACGACACACGCUCGGUGGCGAUAUGCUGGUCUACGGCUCGCAGCAUCCACACGCCCAUCAGAUGGCGCCGCAGCAACAGCGCGCUAUGGAUCUGGAGAUGAGUACGCGCGCGCAGAAGAACAAGAAGAACCAGCCGAUGCGGGGAUAUGCGCCAGUCAACCAGGGACCGCUGUUCGACGACGAUCCGGGCAUCAUGUCGGAGGUGGAAACGGCCAGCACCGGAUUCCGGAGGGGCGGCAAGCAGCGCUCCUCGCUCCCCGUGGUACGCACGCCCUCGAAAACACUGGAACGACCGCUGGGCCUGGUCUUUCUGCAGUACCGCUCGGAGACGAAGCGCGCCCUGCUGCCCAACGAGAUCACAUCGAUUGAUACGGUGCGCGCCCUAUUCGUGCGCUCGUUUCCGCGCCAGUUGACCAUGUCAUAUCUGGAGGGGCCCAAUGUGAAGAUCUACAUUCAUGAUGCCAGCAAGGAUAUGUUCUACGAGCUGGAGGAUGUGCGCUCACAUCUGCGCGAGAUCAGGGAUCGCUCCGUGCUGCGUCUCUUUGAGUCCACCGAGGUGGCAGCCCCGCCCCAGAUUCUGCCCGGCGGCCCUGGAAUACCCCAACCCCUGCCGCAGGCGCAGGCCAAUUGGGACCAGGAUCAGAGCUACUUCAGCGAGCCGGAGUUCGACUCGGACUACAAGCACCAGCAUAUCCACAAGUCAAAGAUUGGGAAACAGCCGGCGCCCUACUACGUGGGCUCAUCGCAGACACUGCCGCGGGGCAUGUACUCAUCAGAACGCAACAAGGUGUCGAUGGAUGGAUACACCAGUUCCCCGGAGCGCAGCAGCCGCGGAAACUACGAGGAGCCGUACUACAGCCAGUACGGAACUAGGGGCGCCGUAGUGGCGCCCAUUAUCGACGAGGAGCAGAGGUGCGAGGGGGACGAUGGAACCAUGACGGAGGAUCAGUACGCACUGUACGGCAUCAAGGUGGGCCCGGGACCCAACCGCCUCGCGCACCGCGGCAACCAGAUCUACGACCCCACUAGGCCAGAAGACUUGCACCGCAUUCGCGUGGAGCACAUGGAGAGGCAGCUGGCCAACCUGACGGGACUAGUGCAGAAGGCCCUGGUCAACCAGAAUCCCCAGAUUGCCCCGCUGGCCGUGCCCACCCUGGACCCCAACUAUCUGGUCGUGCCGUCGCAGAUGCAAGCCAACGGCUCCGGGGAUGAGCUGUACAUUCGGGAGAAAGCUCCCAAGCUGGGCAAGAACUCGUGCCAAAAAUCCGUGUCCUUUGAGAAGUCUGUGUCAUUUAGCGAUGACAUACAGGGAAUACCAAAGUCGCACAAUCCCCUACAUGCCGCUGAAACGAAGCCAACCAAGCCGGCAAUCAAGUCGUCCACCCUUCCACGCACCUCGUCCCAAGAGCGUGACCGCCUAAAGCCUCCUCCGCCCCCCAAGCCGAUCGUGCUGGCUCAGACCGCUCAUCCCAACUACCGGGCGGACAUUGCCCUGGCCCCCGAGGUGUACAACCAUCUGCGCGGCCUGCAGAAGAAGGCCAAGGACCUGCGCAUGGAGGUCCGCACCCUGAGGCGCCUGUCGCAGGCCCAGGCGGUCGCCGUGCGCGAGGACAUCAAGGGAACCUUCAUGCGGAUUCGCGCUACUCUGCUGGCGAGCAGUGGCAGCUUCUGGGAUCACCAGGGCGACCAGGACGCCACUCGCAUUUCGCGCGAGGAGGAGCUCUACAAGCAGGAGGUCAUACGCCUGGAGAAGGACCUCAGCGACCUGGAGGGCUCAGUUGAGAACCUGCGCGGAGAGGUCAUUAACCGGCGAACUCGCGUCAACAUGACGGCCGUGGAAGAUAUGGCUUUGGUGCUGAGUCGGGCAAGCAAAACCGUCGCCGAGCUGAAGCUAAAGUUCCCAUCCCUUUCGAAUGGCUUGCGCUGCAUCCUGUCCAACGAGAUGGAGAAGGUGGUGCGAGAAGAAAAGUUCCUCAAAGAAGAGCCCGACCGCUUGGAGUCGGCGCUGCGGCGCUGCAAGAAGCUGACCGGCACAUUGGUGACGCUCAAACGCUUGGCCAGCGUGCAGGAGCAACGGCUGCCGCCGAACGAGCCAACCAUUAGUGAGGAGCCACCGCGGUCCGCGGACAUCUCGGCGCCGGACAAGCCAAUCCCAACACCCAGGAUGGGGUCGUUCGCUCUCAGCGGGGGACUCGCACCCGAAAACGCACUCGAUGCUCUGCUAGAUGAGCUCAAGACAUUCUCCAAGCCCAUCGCCCAACAACAGCAACAGCAGCAGCAACAGCAACAGCAGCAACAACAGCAGCAGCAACACCAGCAACUAUACGAGAUUCGCCCUGAAGAUUCGGCAUCCGACGAAAGCGCCCAGGCCGCAGUACAAAGCACCGUCACCACGCAAAUAUCGCAGGCCCGUCUCUACACGGAGGCGAGCGUCAAUAUGCAGCAAGCGACCACCGGCGGCAGCAUGGUCAUCGCUGUCGCCUCGGGAUCUGUUUCGGCGCAGGCUCAAUCCCAGCGAGGAGUGCUCAUCCACCAGCAGUCGCAGUCGCAGGCACAGCUGAUGGUGCACACCAACAUGGGCAGCCUGCGACGGCUGCACUCCUAUCCCAGUGAGUCGGAUGGCGAACUGUCUGUGCCGCCACCGACUGGCCCGCGGGCCAGUGAGACCUCAACCUCGUCCUCGACCAGCCUGGCCAACGGCGGCAGCAGCAACAAGCCACCCGUGCCCGAGCGAAACGCUGAAUUGAUCACCAAGGUGGGCCACAAGCGCAUCCCGCCACCUCCGCCGCCACGCACCAGCUCACGCAGUCCACUGGCCAGUCCAACCAGCCCGAACGUGCCACAAAACCUGGCUGCCGCAGCCACAGUCAAUUUGAUUCCCAAUUCCAAUUCAAAUGCCAAUGCCAAUAACAAUGCCAAUGCCGCGGGAAACAAGGGCACAGUGGGUGACACAACGGCCGUCGUUAGCGGCGACACCUCCAGCGGGGACAACUCGAGUGGCAACGAGUCCGGCAACGACCAUGCCCAGCGCCAGGUGGCCCUCGAGAUGCGUCACCAGGAGCUGCUCAAGAAGCAAAAGAUGCUGCAGGAGCAGUACCAGCGGCUGCAGCAGAUGAGCAAGCUGCCCUCGGUGGAUGUGGCCUGUUCCUCCUCCUCCUCGCAGGACAUCGCCGGUGGCAGCAACACACUACGAAAGCUGGGUAGCGAGACGAACAUCCAGCAGAAGAUCGCCGCCUUGAGUCUAGCCUGCGAGACUAGUGGAGCCGCAGCUGCGGCGGCGGCGGCUGCUGCUGCGGCUACCAAUGGCGUGGUGGCCAGUGAUGCUACGAGCGGUGCGAUCGGCGGUGGUGGUGGUGGUGGAGCUGCAGGGGCGGCUGGUGCGAGCGCUGCUGCUGCACACACCAAUUCCAACUCGAACUCGAACUCGAAUUUGAAUUUGAACUCCCAACACCAGACAGCCACAACGACCACUAAACAGCUGUACGAGACCGAGAUACUUUAACACAACUGGAAAUUGGCGUGGAACGAAGCUAAAAUUGACAUUUAAUCGGAGCAGUUGAGAUUUAUAUCUGAAUUUGCGGACCGGACUAGUCGAGGCCCAUCAGCACCAUACCCAUUAUAUGCGUGGACGACGAUUCCAAAUCCGAAUCCGAUAGAGAAACGUUGGAGGCAUUGACAAAAGAGAGAAAGAAAAAGCAGAAACGAUAGUUAUGAUUGAACAUGAAUGGCAAACACCUUUUCGUUUGUUAGGAUGAGCACGGACUCACAUCGUACUUGUAUUUACUAUCAUCUAAUUGUCGUACACAAAUGUGUGUGUUUGCACAACUCCAGCAUCCGAUGUGCGUUAUGUGUUGUGUUGUCUGAGAGAAAAACCCAAGGCGAUGAUCGGAAGCAAAACUAAACGAAAGCAUACAGUAUCGAAUCGAAACGAAUCACAAAUCAAAAGCCGUAUAAAGUAAUUUGUGCACCCCCAUAUAAAAGAAAAACGGGAAACCGUACACCCCAUGCACCAGAGUAAAAAUGCCCAGAUGAAUGUAUUUAUGUAUGUAUUCGCUUACAUUGAUGUACUUGUUGCAUGUUGUGUUUUUGUUGUUGUUUCGACAAAGUUAUAGGUCAUAAAGGUCGAGAGCAGGAGAUGGGCGUUUGGGAACCGUUUGGCGACCGAGAACAGCAUGUUCUCCAUAAACACCAGCACCAUAACCCCCAGCACUAUGCCACGACACAACCAUACAUUCAUACAUCCAUACAUCCAUGCAUGUGGACUAUGUGUUAAGGUCCAGCCGCACCCCCUGCCCCUGUCCCAAAAUCCAAAUUCUGAAAUCUGAAAUCUAAAAUCUGAUCUUAUCGAUCCAGGAUGUGGGAUCCAGAGGCUAGGACCUGGCCACAACACAACUACACCACUUAGAACCAUACACACCACUGCAUAGCAAAGCAAAGCAAAACGCCACACAGCACACAACAUACAACAUACAACAUACAACAUACACACAGUCGUAGGAGCACAGGCCGAUUGAAGAUUAACCAUUAUGCACAUGUACAGAUCUACGUAUGUACUUUAAUAAUAUGUCAUAGAUUUUUAUUAUUACCUUGGUAUGGGACGUGAGACUGAUAGUUCUAUAUAUGUAGCUCAUCAAGAUACAAUAUGAAAUACGAAAGCAUACGAAAGAUAUUGUACUUAUUUUUGUUAGAAAGAUGACUAGCUAAUUUUAUCCCCCACAAGAAGCCACAAACAGCACUCCUGCUCCUCCUGCUCCUAAAGGAGGCCCCAUCUCGUUAUUCACGGUAGGAAUAGUGCGGAGAGUGCUUGUGCCCAUCGGACUACCGACGGUUCUAUUGUUUACAUGCUGCACCUAUCAAAUGGGUAAAACAUAUAUCCUUAGCCAUAUGCAUUUAACGCUACACGCUACACGAUACACGAUUCACGCUACAUCGAACGGUGGUCAGUGGUUGGCCAGCAAGGCCCCCGGAGUCAGAGUCUCCAUUCCCAAAGCCACAUCCACGGUUAGUUUACACUUGGGCUUUGCCCACAGACGGGCUUUUCCUCCGCACACGAUCUUUGCUUCGGCAUUGUUUUUGAAAAGUCCAAUGGACAAGGGAAACGGCACACUUGGCACAGUUGGCACACCACACAUAGAUUUGUUACCUUUACUGCCCGGCCAGUAUUAGACUUCAGUAUUAUAGGCUAAUUUACUUUUAAUAAACUUGUAACACACGACUUGAACGAAAUUUGUUGCACCUCUGCCACGUUUUAUAUCAAUUAGACACAAACCACAAACAUGCAUUCCUUAAAUUGUUCAAUUUUCGAAGUCUAAAUGCGGUCUGUUGAGGUCUGUUGAACCUCACACAUAGGACGAGCGCUGUAGCAUAAGAUCUAACACCACACCACAUACAAUGAACACUUUAGAGUAUAUGUAUCUGCAUCUGCAACUGCUAUUCGCUACUCACAUAUGUAUGUAUAAAUUCAUAGUUCUAUUACAUGUAUAUCCAAUAGCUCAAAUACACCUUCUCCAGGCCACACUGCUGAUGAUGCAGUUGAGCCGUAUCUUUUAUAGGUAGUCCCAGUUUAGAUGCCCCAAAGUGCGUGCAAUAGACUUGACUUCAAUUCAAGUCCAAGACUAAACGCCAAACACUUAACCCCUUAGGUGCGCGCUCAAGACGUUUACAUGCAUAUACACACAAAGACAAAUAUUUACCUAAGUUAGAAGAUUUGUAUUGUUUAUUUAGCGCCAUUCGACGAAUAUGUAUAACAUAUAUAUUUACAUGCAAAACCACGCAACGAAUACACAUUUAAAAGAACAUAUAUACAUGCCUACGAUGAAUACGACGAUAAUAAGUAAUAACAACGUAUGCAAAGGCAGUGUUAAAGAAUGUCCCCUAAUGAUACCAAGUCAACAUAUUUGAGUAUAAAGUUAAACCAGGGAACGUGCCCCAAAUCGAAGGCAUCGUGACCCUACUUAUAUCCCCAAAAGGCACAUUACACCAGAUCAUACUGACACCACACUCACACGCCCACACAGGUAUUUAGAAUCGCGAUCACGAUCUAAUAUCGAUCUAAACCAAACCGAAAACCCUCGCCCCACUGGGAGAAGGGAGGUGCAGAGCUCAAUUCAGAUUAGAGCUGCAUCGGAAGAGUUGGAAGUGCGUAUUUUUUUCUUAAUAAUAAUUAUUCUAUUUAAAUCACAACAAACCACAACAAUAAAUAUCAUUCGUAAAAUGAA